Molecule: messenger RNA, 1593 nt
Organism: Symbiodinium sp. CCMP2592
Lineage: Eukaryota; Dinophyceae; Suessiales; Symbiodiniaceae
Source: the annotation of a GenBank genome assembly
AUGGAUGCUGGCUUCCUGGAUCAUCAUAGCGGGCAUGAGCAGCUUCAGCUUCGGAACUUCAUCGAGGAGCAGUUCCAAGCGCAGGCGGACCUCCUCAAGGAGAUCAGCCUUCAGCUGACCACAGCGAUUAGCACCGCGGCGGCGGUGCCUAUACCCAGCAGGCUGGAGGAAUUUGACGCCAUUCCGCGGCCACCACCGUGUUCGGUUCACCCCAAGCCUAUCCACGAGCAAGCCGUCCCAAAUGAAGGGGGCGAGUUUGUCGAGGGACAGCUCGCAGCGGUGCUAAGUCCUCCCCUGUCACGAGCAGCCUCGGGAGUGCCGGAGAGUUUGACUGCUUCACACUUGUCACAGGAGCCGACUUUGUCGAAAACCGCACUCAAUUACCGACAUCCUCUUGAUCAUCCGGAUGACCAUGCAGAGCGCAUUGGCGUGAACCUGAAAGAGGAGGGCGAGGACGAGAAUCAGGAAGAGUUGAUCACGGUCCUCAAGGAUCAGCAGAAGAGAGUCCUCAGGACGCUGAGAUCUGCUAGCGUUCUGUCGGACCUCUAUGGGCACAGCGGAAAGGGCGGCAACACGAUUCAACAGAUCGCGCACAAAGUCGUUUCUUCGGUGCAGUUCGGCUAUGGUAUCAUGUUGCUCAUCGUGGUCAACAUGGUGAUCAUGGGCAUCGAGGUGGAUACAGUGGCCUCAUUACGCCUCAACGAGGAGCCUGAGUGGUUCAGCAUCGUCAACAACGUCAUCGUCGGAAUUUUCACUUGCGAACUGGUGCUCAAGUUCGCGGCAUUUGGCUGUGCAGGGUUCUUCUGCGGUCGCGAGAAGUGGUGGAACAUUUUUGACCUGGCUAUCGUCGGAGCAUCGAUCAUCGAGACGCUGACGGAUCUGAUAAGCAAGGGACUGGCUUCGCAAGGCGGUGAGGCCAUGAACUCCAGUCACUUACGAAUCAUGCGCUUCACGCGCGUUGCGCGGGCUCUUCGUGGAGUGCGGGUGUUUCGCCUCCUGCGCUUUAUCAGUGCCCUGCGAGCGAUCAUCUUCUCCAUCAGCAGCACAAUGUGGUCCCUGGUUUGGACCCUUGUGCUCCUCGUGAUCCUUUUCUACUGCUUCGGCGUGAUCUUGGCACAGUUGGUCUCGGACUUUUGCCGCUACCAGCGCUACGAGGACGAGACCCUUUGGGCUAACGGCAUCUGCGUGCAGAAAGACCUGCAACGCUGGUCCGGGGUGCCGGAAAGUAUGAUGACGCUCUUCAUGUCCAUCUCGGGAGGUUUGUCUUGGGAAGAUGCACUGAUACCACUUCGAGAAGUCUCGGCGUUGGCAGCGGCCUGCAUGAUCGUGUUCAUCGUAAUCACUGUGUUCGCAGUGAUGAACGUUGUCACAGGCGUGUUCUGUAACACGGCCAUUGAGAAUGCCAAGGCCGACAAGGACAUCGCCAUUAUGAAGCAGAUGCACAAGCACGCAGCGCAGGUGGAGGUGUUACGGGCCGUCUUCACGGAGAUCGACACCCGCAAGUCGAAGCAAGUGAGUAUGCCCGAGCUGAAGGAAGCGAUGUCUGAGAAGAAGCUCGCAAGCUUCAUGGAGUCCAUGGACAUUUCAACAAAG